Molecule: messenger RNA, 2997 nt
Organism: Chiloscyllium plagiosum (whitespotted bambooshark)
Lineage: Eukaryota; Metazoa; Chordata; Chondrichthyes; Orectolobiformes; Hemiscylliidae
Gene: trappc3
Product: trafficking protein particle complex subunit 3
Biological process (GO): Golgi vesicle transport
Cellular component (GO): TRAPP complex
Source: RefSeq, a predicted model, not a curated record
CCCGCCCCCUCCUUCCCCUGGGGUCUUGUGGUGACGAGUUUUUUUGUUCCGCGAAGAAGCUGAGGGACGGUCCGGAGCUUCGAGUCGGCCGGAAGAUGUCUCGUCAGGCGAACCGAGGUACCGAGAGCAAGAAAAUGACAGAAAAGGCUCAUUCACCUAUCAAAAUUCCUAAGCCAAAGUACUGGUAUUUGCCAUUCAUUUCACCUUCUGCAUCUCUGCAUCUCAUGAACUCAGAGUUAUUCACUCUGACUUAUGGAGCUUUAGUUACACAACUGUGUAAAGAUUAUGAAAAUGAUGAAGAUGUUAAUAAGCAGUUGGAUAAAAUGGGUUACAACAUUGGAGUCAGACUGAUAGAAGAUUUUUUGGCUCGUUCUAAUGUUGGAAGAUGUCAUGAUUUUCGUGAAACUGCAGAUGUCAUUGCAAAGGUUGCUUUUAAAAUGUACCUGGGUAUAACUCCCAGUGUGACCAACUGGAGUGCAGCCGGGGAUGAAUUUUCAUUAAUUCUGGAAAAUAAUCCACUUGUUGACUUUGUGGAAUUGCCUGAUAAUCAUUCUGGUUUGAUCUAUUCUAAUCUUCUCUGCGGAGUUCUGAGAGGUGCAUUGGAAAUGGUUCAAAUGGCAAUCGAUGUGAAAUUUGUCCAGGACACACUCAAGGGUGACAAUGUAACAGAAAUCAGACUGAAAUUCAUUAAAAGAAUUGAAGAAAAUCUUCCCGCUGGAGAAGAAUAAUAUGUCAUAGUACUAUAUUAUUCUGUACAGUAAGAAGAUAUUCUGUCAUCACAGUAGAUUGUUGCAUUGUGAAGUUGUAUUAUUGGCAAACGUUUGACAUUUAAAGACCCUGAAUGGAAAACAAUUUAUUAGCCAUGGAUUUAACCUAGAGAGACUCGAAAGACUGAAUACGGCAAUGAAUUCCUGUGUUCGUGCUCUGCCACAUUCUUCCAGAUCAUAUCAAAUGUUGAAGUUUUUCAUUACUGUUCUAUAAUAUGUAUAUCUGUGGAUUAUAAAUCUUUGGGUCUUCAAAAGGUUGUCAUCUUUACUACUUCUUUUGACACACAGCCUAUGUGUUACUUCUGAAGAAUGCAAUGUUAAUGUUUCCAAGGUCACCACUGCUUUUGUUCCUCCCCAACCUGUCGUCCGUUCUGGUCAGGGCAUUUUGUUCAGAAUGAUUGAAGAACUGUCUCAUUAACAUGUAUCAUUGUUUCUGGUUGCUGACAUCAUGGAUUUGUGAAAUUUUAUGUUGGUAGCAAUGUGGAGCUGCAUGGGGAUUGAAGGAAAACACCUUUAAAAUGAUAAAUAGUGAUAAAUUUUGGGACAGUUUUCAGAUGCUGACUGAUCUGCGAAAGAGGAAACACCCUUAACAUAUGUUUUGAGUGAAGCUUCGUAGUGCUUUUUUUUGUGUUUUCAUUAUUUCUUGUAUUUGCAUUUUUUUCUUCUUGUUUGUUUGUGCUUAUUGAGGGUGCUAUGUAUCCUGCAUCAUGUUGUUGCGACUCUACUUAUAUAUUGCUUCACUGGGGAUUUAAUUUUGAAUGGACUCUAUUCCAGCAAAAACCCGUUUCUUCAUGUCCAAUUGGUUGUAUAUUCCAGAGAUGAUCCAGCUAAAAUAGAAAGGAAGUUCUAAUUUCUUCCAUUAACGUUCCAAUGUAAACAAUUGAAAUUCCACCCCAUAUACUUCCAAUAACAGACAAUAUAGCUGCCUGAAAUGAUUAUAACAGGUUGGUUUCAUCUUGUUUGAGGUAGAACAAUGGUAAAAAGAUGUACUUUUUUGAGAAACUGCAGCACUGAAAGCGUUUAUGUAAAUUCAUCCAAUUGAUACAACUUGGUGGCUCCAUUCAAAUUGUCCGGACAAAUACUGCGACCCAUAAAGUUACUUAUUUUGUGCUUGCCAUUGUCAAGGUUCUAGUAUGUACCGGAAACUUUUCAAUAGAAAACUGAAUAUGCUUUGUGCAUUCAGAUUUUAACGUUUCACCUAUCUAAAAUCUGAUUUUUUGUUUGUACUUUAUAUCAUUGGAGUCCCAAAAAUUAUGCAAUAAGAUGCUGAGGCUUUAUUUAGUCCAAUAAUAACUUAUUUGUAUUCAUUUUGUUAUUUAAAAUGUUUUUAGUUUGGUAUCUGAUGUAAAUUUCAGUCCAAGUUUGAAUGUGAUACUGACUAAUAUAUUUUGUUUCUAACUCUGAAUUCCAUUGUCUGACACUUACAUAUUUUCCAAAUCAUGAAAAGACUAUGUUUGUUUAUCAGUGAACAAUUAUAAGCCUGAAAAUGGUAGUGAACGAUGAAUGGAAAACCAGGUGACAUUUUUAAAAAGCCAACCCUUCAAGAUUUUCAAGAGAAGAAGUUAGUUAAAUUUGAUUCUUAUUCCAAGGAAAAGAUCCAGGUACCCAUAUCGGUUUUUUUUUCUCUCAAUAGCAUUUGGCUAUCUAAUUUUUACCUGAUAGGAGAAGGAAAAAAUUAAUUGAAAUGAUUUCUUUCAACACAUAAUACAAAUAUGUCACUUUCACUUAAUGUUAUGCUGCCUUGCUGCUAAGAGGUUUCCAGAUUGGUGGACGAAAUGAGGGACAGGUCUGGUAACAAAAGUAGCAUCGUGUUUCAGCUUGUAUGCAACUUGGAGAAUUUUCUAAACACUUAUGUACUUCCGAAGCUUUUUGAAUCUGUAUCUCAAAAUUUACUGUGAUUACCAUUUUCCUUCUGAACACUGAUAUUGAGCACUGGAUUUGGUGAGAAGCCUACUUUUAGGCAUUUUGCCUGUUUAUUUUAGGUUGUUCUGGAGUUACUUCAAAGCAAAGCCAGUCUGCUUUUGAGGUAUGAAAAGAAAACUGGUGAUUAAAUUCUGCAUAGGUAGAGAUGUGAAUCCUACUCCUGCCCCAACCCAUCGUGACCUAAUUCCAAAACAGGACUCUGAUUCAAUUUAGAAGCAGUAAAUGGGCAGCAUUGCAUUAUACAGGAGAUGUAACAUUUAAAAUGUGAAUUUCUUAUCUAAUAAAUAAAGCUGUAUUGUUUAUAAUA